Molecule: messenger RNA, 1285 nt
Organism: Alligator sinensis (Chinese alligator)
Lineage: Eukaryota; Metazoa; Chordata; Crocodylia; Alligatoridae
Gene: OTUD5
Product: OTU deubiquitinase 5
Exons: 8
Coding region: 111-1145 (344 amino acids)
Biological process (GO): protein deubiquitination
Molecular function (GO): K63-linked deubiquitinase activity; cysteine-type deubiquitinase activity
Source: RefSeq, a predicted model, not a curated record
GGGGCAGGUCUUGGGGCUUGGCCAGUUGCUGACUCCACCCCUCUUGCCUCCAGCAGGAGCACAGGUUUGAGAAGGCAUUGAGAGAAAAGAAAGGCUUCAUUAUCAAGCAGAUGAAGGAAGAUGGGGCCUGUCUUUUCCGGGCUGUGGCCGACCAGGUAUAUGGUGACCAGGACAUGCAUGAGGUGGUCCGGAAACACUGCAUGGACUACUUGAUGAAGAAUGCUGACUACUUCUCUAACUAUGUGACUGAGGAUUUCACCACCUACAUCAACCGCAAGCGGAAAAGCAAUUGCCAUGGCAACCACAUCGAGAUGCAGGCCAUGGCUGAGAUGUACAACCGCCCUGUGGAGGUCUACCAGUAUGGCACAGAGCCCAUCAACACGUUCCAUGGGAUCCAGCAGAACGAGGACGAGCCAAUCCGUGUGAGCUACCACCGCAACGUGCACUACAACUCCGUUGUCAACCCCAACAAAGCCACCAUUGGUGUUGGCCUUGGCCUACCUGCCUACAAGCCCGGGUAUGCAGAGCAGUCGCUUAUGAAGAAUGCCAUCAAGACAUCGGAGGAGUCAUGGAUUGAGCAGCAGAUGCUGGAGGACAAGAAGCGGGCAACUGACUGGGAGGCCACCAAUGAGGCCAUUGAGGAGCAGGUGGCUCGUGAGUCCUACCUGCAGUGGCUGCGCGACCAGGAGAAGCAGGCGCGCCAGCCACGCAAGGCCAGUGCCACCUGCAGCUCAGCCACGGCAGCAGCAGCAGGGGGCCCUGAGGAGUGGAGUGGGCGCUCACCUCGGCAGCGCAGUGCCGCCCCCUCCCCCGAGCACCCAGGGCUGCACACUGAGCUUGUGCCCCCUUCUGGCAAGCCCCCCUCACCUGGCACCGGUCCCCCUAAACCACCCUCUCCCUGCGCUCCAGGUACCAGCAGUCAGCUGGCAGCUGCAGGGGGCCGCACUACCCCCCCAUUGGUAUCCCUGUACCCUGCACUGGAGUGCCGUGCCAUCAUGCAGCAGAUGUCCCCCACCGCCUUCGGCCUUCAUGAUUGGGAAGACGAUGAGAUCCUGGCAUCGGUGCUGGCCGUGUCACAGCAGGAGUACCUGGAGACCAUCAAGAAGAGCACCCUGCACAGAGACAGCCCUGCUGACAAGAGCUGAUGCCCCUAGACUGCCCCCUCCCCCCUUCCACUGCCACCUGCACCCCUUCUUCUCCCCCUGCUCCCUUCCCUCUCCCCCAGAGACUGGAGCUGUCGCUGCAUGUUGGGAAGAGAAUUAUCCUGGAUAAAGAGAAACAAAGA